AUGACUUAGAAUUUUAGAUUUGAUAAUUACUACAAUAAAACUCAGAUUGAUAGUUUAUUUUGUGAAAUUGAUGACUCAAUAAACACAACUUGGAUUUUGAUUUCAGCCAUAAUGAUCUUACAAAUGCAAAUAGGUUUCGCACUACUUGAAUCAGGUUCAGUUCGUGAUAAAAACGCAGCUAAUGUCCUAGUGAAAAAUGUAAUUGAUACAAUGACAGGAGCAUUGAUAUUUUAUGUCUCUGGUUAUGGGUUGAUGAGUGAACAGGCAGGGGGGAUCAUUGGUAGUGGCAAGUUCAUGGGGUCAAACUUCAAUAACUCAGACUAUAAGAAGUGGUUGUUUUCAUUCAGUUUCUGUGCAAGUUGCACUACACUUGUCAGUGGAAGUCUUGCUGAGAGGACAUACAUGGAUACUUAUGUAAUAUACACAAUGAUUAUGACAGGAUUCAUAUAUCCAAUAAGUGCUGGAUGGGCUUGGGGUGGUGGAUGGUUGCAAAAUCUAGGCUAUCUAGACUUUGCUGGAAGUGGUAUUGUGCAUCUUAUUGGUGGUACAGCUGGCUUUUGGGGAACCUUUAUUCUUGGACCCAGAAUAGGAUUCUUUGGUGUAAGCCAUCUCGAUAAAAAUCUCUUAAGUGACAGGAAAAUUUCUUAAGUUAAACCUAUGAAUGGCAAGAAAAUAGAUGAACAAGAGAUAGAAUUUACAUUUUCAACUUCCUCAGAGCUACCAAUGCAAGCAAGAAUCAGAAUAUUCAAGAAUGAACUUAAAGAAUUCGAGAAAAUGAGUGAUUCAAUUGUAGAAAAUAUGAUACUCAUUUAUGACCAGAAUUUAAAUAAAAAGUUUCAAUACAGCUCGAUGACAAAUAUAGUAAUUGGCUCUUUAAUACUCUGGAUUUCCUGGUUCUUUUUUAAUGGCUCUUCAGGGUAUACCAUAACCGAAUUAUCCGAAAAAAAUUUGCCUUAAAAAAUUGUCAUGAAUACACUAAUUUGUGGAACUUUCUCGGGAUUAAUUGUAUUUAUAUUUAAGCCAUAUUUCAUGAGGAAAGUAAGUCCCGUUAGUAAUUUUAAUCCAGCUAAUAUUAUUAAUGGAAUGUUAGCAGGCCAUGUAACAAUUACAGCAAGUUGUAACAAUGUUGAGGUAUAUUCAUCUAUAUGUAUUGGAAUUCUAAGUGGCUUUUGGUACAUCUUAAGCUGCUGGUUCAUGGUCAAAAUAAAAGUAGAUGAUCCUCUUGAUGCUUCAUAAAUACAUGCUUUUUGUGGUUUUCUAGGGGUAUUAACUGUGGGGAUAUUUGAUAACGACCUAGGUGUGAUAUAUACUAAAUCUUUUAAGUAGUUAUUAGUUCAGUUUAUUGGUUGUCUUGCCCUAAUUGCCUGGACAUCCGCUUGUUCAAUACCUUACUUCUACAUCAUAAAUAAAUUAAAAAGAUUAAGAGUCCCAGCAAUUUAUGAAAUUAUUGGACUUGAUGCCAUGCUUCACGAGAAAAGUGAUAAGAUAAGUUUUGUUUCAGAUCAUUAGACGACUUAAAUGUUCUAAACUGACCUUGAUGAAAUAGAUGAACAUACAGAUUAAAAUGAACCAAUAAUUUCAGAAAACGAGAAAAUAUCAGUAGGAAUGUCCUAUAUGGAUUUAAGAAUGAUGCAGGCUAUUAAAUGA
This is a messenger RNA of Stylonychia lemnae, 1647 nucleotides long. The record is from the annotation of a GenBank genome assembly. Lineage: Eukaryota; Ciliophora; Spirotrichea; Sporadotrichida; Oxytrichidae.